Messenger RNA from Oryzias latipes (Japanese medaka), 976 nucleotides. The record is from RefSeq and is a predicted model, not a curated record. Lineage: Eukaryota; Metazoa; Chordata; Actinopteri; Beloniformes; Adrianichthyidae.
CUGAGCGAUUUACUAUUCAAAUGUUUGUGGCAAUCAGAGAAUGACAUUCUGGUAACAGGAGACCUCAGGGAGCCGUUCUCCUCUGACCAUCGCGCCUGAAGACAACUGUUUCAGAAGUAGCAGAGCAAAGAUGAAGCUGAGUUUGUUCCUGUUCAUCCUUGUUGGUCCUUGUUGCGUCAUGACAAACCAGCUUCUCCAGUAUCACUUCAUCAAUGAAAACAAGAGUUGGGAUCAAGCCCGGCUCUACUGCAAAGACAACAAUCACACUGACCUGGCCACAGUGAUCAGCAUGGCAGACAUGAACAGACUCAGGCAGCAUUUAGGAAACAGGAGCGCUUGGAUUGGUCUGUACAGAGAAGCUAAUGGCAGCACAAUGUGGCAAUGGUCUCAGCCUGAUGUGCAGUUCAAUGAAAGCCGAGAUAAUGGAUGGGAUACAGACGAACCAAAUGACAAUGGCAUAGAGAACUGUGGGACUUUAAACACCAACAAAAAGUGGGCGGACCUGUCCUGCAACAGAGCAAAACCUUUUAUCUGCUAUGAUGAAAAAACCCCAUCUCAUGUCAUUUAUGCUAACGAGAGUCUGAACUGGACUGAUGCUCAGAGUUUCUGCAGGGACCGUCACACAGACCUGAUCAGUGGACCAGAGCAGAUGAAAAAGUUGGAUGGGGGGAAGACGAAGGAGUUAAUCCAAAAGUCCGAGGGUGGUUUUGUUUUCAUUGGCCUGUUUAGAGACGCCUGGCAGUGGUCUGAUGGGAGCAGCUUUUCCUUCAGGUUCUGGAAUCUGCAGUAUGAUGAUGAGAAAAACGACAGCAGUUGUGCCAUGAUGAAUGAGGGAGGAAGGUGGAGUUCUGAGAAUUGUAGUGAAGAACAUCCCUUCAUCUGCUAUGAUGGUAAGAGGAGUUUGAAAGUGACAGAUCAGUGGAGGAUGUUCAGCUGCUGUGUCUGCAUGUGUAACCCUUGUGCUAUCCAAGAAUGA